This is a messenger RNA of Callorhinchus milii (elephant shark), 2308 nucleotides long. Its product is annotated as E3 SUMO-protein ligase ZBED1. The coding region runs from base 149 to 2128 and encodes 659 amino acids. Gene Ontology annotation, molecular function: protein dimerization activity; DNA binding. Lineage: Eukaryota; Metazoa; Chordata; Chondrichthyes; Chimaeriformes; Callorhinchidae. The transcript has 3 exons. The record is from RefSeq and is a predicted model, not a curated record.
GGCGGGUCUGCGGCUUCUCUUCCUGCAGCUUCUCCCCCGCAACCGGAGCCCGGGCUCCGCAGUUCUUUCCCAACGCCUCAGAACGUUGUCCUGACGUGAAAGAUACAAAUCUGUGUGCCAAUGGACAGAGACCAGUGAGUGAGGAACCAUGGAGUUCAGGAGCCCAGAGAGUUCCACCUCGGACCUCAAGCUGGUCUGCCACCCGAGAGCCAAGAGCAAAGUGUGGAAGUACUUUGGCUUCGACACGGACGCUGAGGGCUGCAUCCUGCAGUGGAAAAAGAUCUACUGCCGGGUUUGCAGGGCUCAGAUCGCCUAUUCGGGGAACACGUCCAACUUGUCCUACCAUCUGGAGAAGAACCAUCCCAGUGAGUUCCAUGAGGUGGUGAGGAGCAACACCGAGCCCUCCCGGGAGCCCUUCCCCUCCUCCCUCCUGAAGCUGGAACUCGACAGUCCUCACCCGAGCGCCCAGUCUAGUUACGGCCAGGACAGCAGGCGGCACCAGGAGCUGACCCUGGCCAUCACGGCCUUCAUCUGCGACGGGCUUCACCCGGCCGGCCUGGUGGAGGAGCCCACCUUCAGGAAGCUGCUCCGGGCGGCCGACCCCCGGUUCGAGCUGCCCGGGCGGAGGUACUUCAUGGCCAGAGCCAUCCCCGAGCGCUACCACUCCACGCGAGCAGCCGUGGAGAAGGAGCUGGCCGCCGCGGCCUGGUGCGGGCUGACCGCCGAACUCUGGACCUCGCACAGUAGGGGCCGGCGCUAUACCUCUCUGACCGCCCACUUCCUGGGGGGGAGAGGGGGAGGCGGCGGCCCGACCAGCUUCGUCUCCAAGUGCCUCAGCACCUUCGAGGUGGCAGAGGACGGCACCCCGGAGAACCUGGCGCACAGCCUGGCCGAGCAGCUCCGCGAGUGGGGCGUCAGCCAGAAGGCACUGGGUGCCACCACCGUCGGGGGCAGCGAGGGCGUGGCGGGCGCCUGCUCCCUCCUCAGCCUGCCCGUCCACCUGCCCUGCCUUGGGCACGUCCUGAACACUGCCCUGGGCCUGGCGCUCCAGCUGCCCAAGCUCUGCUCCCUCCUGCUCAGGUUCGGCAGGCUGGCUGGGCACCUGAAGUGGGAGCCCAGGGCAAUGUGCCCGCUGGGCGGGGAGAAGCCGAGGCCGCGGGGGCCGGUCAGCGACUGGACCACCUGGGGUGGGGCCGUGGCCAUGCUGCGGGGGCUGGGCGAGCAGCGCCUGUCCAUCGCCCACACGCUCGCUGAGGACCCACUUCACGGACACCUGGUGCCGGAUCCCAGCGACUGGAUCUCCGCCGAUGCGCUCGUGUCGCUGCUGGAGCCGUUCGAGCAGGCGGCCGAGAUGCUGGCGGGGUCGGGGAGCAAGUACCCGAUGCUCAGCGCGGUCCGGCCUCUCCUCCACGUCCUGCUCGGGUCCACGCUGCGGCCGGAGGACUCGGACUCGCCGCUGCUGGGCGCCGUCAAGGAGACCGUCGCCGCGCGGCUGUCCGAGGCUUACCGCCUGCCCCAGGAGCUGGAGCUGUUCCUGGACGCAGCCACGUUCCUGGACCCCCGGUACAAGAAGGUGCCGUUCCUCUCGCCCGCCCGCCAACAGCAAUUGGAGACCCGGCUCCUGGAGGAGGCCUUGACGCUCUCGGAGAAGGCGAGCCGUGAGGGGGACUGGGCGCCCGAGGAACCCCCGCUCAAAAAGAUGGCCCCGGCCCCCAGCCCCCGCCCCUGGGCCCGCUGCAAGGCGGGGAACAUUGGCUUGUUGUUGGCUGAGAUGUUCGGGCAGGCGGCCGGGGCAGGGGGCGAUGAGGACGAGGAUGCCCAGGACGGCUGGCACGCCCGGGUGGUGGAGGAGCUGAACAAUUACAAGUGGCAGAAGGUGCCCGACCUGAGCCAGGACCCGCUCCGGUGGUGGUGGGACCGGGCCGCGCUUUUCCCCACCCUGAGCCGCCUGCUGCCGCGCUACUGGUGCGUGCCAGCCACCAGCGUCCCCGCCGAGCGGCUCUUCACUGGGGCCGGAGAGCUGCUGGACGCCAAGAGGAAUCAGCUGGUGCCGGCGGAGGUGGACCAGCUGCUGUUCCUGUACGAGAACAGCCGGGCAGACAGGGAGGCCACGGGCGAGGAUGAGUAGCGGCGACAGCAGACGCACAACGACCGACAGGCCUUCACUGUGGAGGCGCCCUGAGGCUCGUGUGUUGAACCCCAGCGACCAAAGCCACGGGAGGGAGAGACACUGACUCCGGAUAAAGCGCUUUGAGUCACGGGCUUCCGCAACUGGCGCCAUCUCCGUUACCGCAACUCUUCUUUUCUU